Messenger RNA from Drosophila ananassae, 4828 nucleotides. RefSeq names its product regulatory-associated protein of mTOR (gene raptor). The transcript has 3 exons. Gene Ontology annotation, cellular component: cytoplasm; TORC1 complex. Bases 6 to 4694 code for a protein of 1562 amino acids. Gene Ontology annotation, biological process: positive regulation of cell growth; cellular response to starvation; regulation of autophagy. The record is from RefSeq and is a predicted model, not a curated record. Gene Ontology annotation, molecular function: protein binding; protein-macromolecule adaptor activity. NCBI's taxonomy places the organism in Eukaryota, Metazoa, Arthropoda, Insecta, Diptera, Drosophilidae.
UAAACAUGCUCGAAUCCCAUUAUAGCGCCAUGCUCAACGCUGCCGCCUCGGUUGCAGCGGCUGCGGCCAGUGCUGCUGCUGCUGCCGCCGCCUCAGCCUCCGCAUCCGCAUCCGCCUCCGCCGACGACAAUAGCAACAACAGCAACAAUAGCAACACCACCAGCAACACCAACAGCCAGAGCCAGAGCAGCAACACCAACAGCAACAACAGCAGCAGCAACGGCAGUGCCGUGGACAUAGCCGGAGCUGAAGCGGCCACCGGAACCGAGGGAGACGACGACAGCCAGGAUGGUGCCAACUGGAGCCGCAAGAAGAUGAUCAAAUGGCCAUUGCCGAUGACGCUGUCCUUCUUCCCAGCCACGGAUCUGAGCGGAAGAUUCGUGUUCGGGGAGCGGAUCCGGGAUGAGAAGUGCCCUCUCUCCUUCCUGGCCAAGCGCCACUCGGAGGCGAUCGUGGCGAUGGUGUACGAGCGCCAGACCUGGCGCAUCCGGGAGCGCAUGAAGACGGCCAGUGUGGCGCUGGUCCUCUGCCUGAACAUCGGCGUGGAUCCGCCGGACGUCGUCAAGAUACAGCCGUGCUCCCGCCUUGAGUGCUGGAUCGAUCCCAGUUCGGUGUCGCCGCCAAAGGCCAUGGAGCUGAUUGGGAGCAGCCUGCAGAUGCAGUACGAACGGUGGCAGCCGCGGGCGCGCUACAAGAAGUGCCACGAUCCCACCGUGGAGGACGUGAAAAAGCUGUGCACGUCGCUGCGCCGCAACGCCAAGGGCGAGCGCAUCCUGUUCCACUACAACGGCCACGGCGUGCCCAAGCCGACGGCCAACGGGGAGAUCUGGGUCUUCAACAAGACCUUCACCCAGUACAUACCGCUUAGCAUCUUCGAGCUGAUCACCUGGAUGUCGGCGCCGUCUAUCUACGUCUACGACUGCUCCAAUGCCGGGAUCAUUAUCAACUCCUUCCAGCCCUAUGCCGAGCAGCACGAGCUCGAGCUGGAGAAGCAACGGGCCACCCUCCAGAAGAGGGGCGGCGUACCGCAGCUGGCAGGCACUGGUGGUGCUCCGGGUACGGCCGGUGGACAGAACCAACAGAUGCAGCAACAGGUCAGCUACAAGAACUGCAUCCAUCUGGCCGCCUGUGCCGCCAACGAGAUCCUGCCGAUGAACGCCCAGCUGCCGGCCGAUCUCUUCACCAGCUGCCUGACCACGCCCAUCAACAUAGCCCUCAAGUGGUACGCCAUGCAGGAGAAGCUGGGCAUGGUGCCGCCCAUCCAGAGCGAGCUGAUCGACAAGAUACCAGGCAAGGUCAACGAUCGCCGGACCAUGAUGGGCGAGCUCAACUGGAUCUUCACGGCCAUCACGGACACGAUAGCCUGGAACACGCUGCCGCGUGAGCUGUUCCAGCGCCUGUUCCGCCAGGACCUGCUAGUAGCCAGUCUGUUCCGGAACUUCCUGCUGGCGGAGCGCAUUCUGCGCAGCCACGACUGUACGCCCGUAUCCUUGCCCGCUCUCCCGCCCUGUUUCCGCCAUCCGAUGUGGAAGGCGUGGGACCUGGUGGUCGACCUGGCGCUGCAGCAGCUGCCCGACAUCCUCGAGCACAAUGCCCCCUACCGGCAGCUGCCGUUCUUCGAGCACCAGCUGACCGCGUUCCAGGUGUGGCUGGACAGCGAGUCCGAGUCCCGGACACCGCCCGAACAGCUACCGAUCGUCCUGCAGGUCCUCCUCUCCCAGGUGCACCGGCUGCGGGCCCUGGAGCUCCUGGCCCGGUUCCUAGAUCUGGGCCCGUGGGCCGUCAAUCUCGCCCUGGGCGUGGGCAUCUUCCCGUAUGUGCUGAAGCUGCUGCAGAGCUCCACCCGCGAACUGCGACCCGUGCUGGUGUUCAUCUGGGCCAAGAUCCUGGCCGUGGAUCCCUCCUGCCAGGUGGACCUGGUCAAGGAGUACAAGUACUUCCUGUCCGUCCUGCAGGACACCACCGUCUCAAAGGAGCACCGCACCCUCUCCGCCUUCGUGCUGGCCUCCAUCGUGCACAACUUCCUGCUCGGCCAGACGAGCGCCCUGCAGGGUCCCCUGCUCUCCAUCUGUCUGGAGCAGCUGAACGACGGCAGCUGGCUGCUCCGCCAGUGGCUGGCCAUCUGCCUGGGCAUGCUGUGGCAGAACUUCGAGAAGGCGCGCUGGUCCGGUGCCCGCGACCUGGCCCACGAGAAGCUAUACGUCCUGCUAAGGGACUCCAUUCCGGAGGUCAGGGCCGCUGCCGUCUUCGCCCUGGGCACCUUCAUCAGCUCCGUGACGGAUCGCAGCGAGGAGCAGGCGAACAACAUCGAUCGCAUCAUCGCCGUCACCCUGCUGGAGACCGUGGGCGAGGACAUGUCGCCACUGGUACGCAUGGAGCUGGCGGCCGCCCUCCAGUGGAUGGUGCUGCUCUUCGAGUCCCAGUUCGUGGCCAUCUACCAGGUGGAGCAUGUGCGGGAUCACGCCUCCGCCUCCUCGUUCGUGAUGUGUGGCGACAGCCGGGAUCUCAUCUCCUCCACGCACAGUCUGGAGCGGCACGUGAGCAUGCGCCGCGGCGCCAGUUCCAGUUCCAUAUCGAACAUGGGUGGCGGUACCUCCACCUCGAGCGGCGGGGGAUCGGCCAGUGGCGCCGGGGGCGGCAGCCUGUCCGGCAGCACGUCGGGCCGUUCGAAGAGCGGCUCGGGCGGCAGCUCGGGAGCCGGAGCAGCUGCCGGCGGCACCAACACCAUACCAUAUCAAAUGAUCUUCACCAAGCUGUGGCAGGGCAUCUGCAAUCUCGCCCAGGACCCGUUCCCGCGGGUGGCGGCCAUCGCCCACGAGAUCGUGGAGCAUGUCCGGGACACCGCCCUGUGCCCCAUCAUGGCCGCCAAGGAGGCCACCAUGGCCACGGCCACGGAGAAGUGCAACAGCCUGAGCGUCAGCCUGCCGCCGAGUCCCAACACCAGGGUGAACUACCUGAGCGGCGCGGCCGGCGGAGGGGGAGCUGGAGGCGGGGCCGGCGAAUCCCCGCCCGUGGGAGCCACCGCCUCGGGCGCCAGCCACUGGGCCCAGAAGCUGCGACUGUCCGGGAGCGGAGCCGGUGUGGCCGCCGGUGAUCCGCACGCCAUACUGCAGCGGAAGCUGCGCACCAGCUCCAUCAACGACGAGACUGACAGCGCCCCGGCGGCGUAUCCGGGACGGCCGGGGUGGGGCGGGUCGCUGGGACUGCCGAGCGGGCCGCGGGAGAGCACCCACUCGGCGCGGAGCAGCGGCAGCGAGAGCAACCAGUACCUGGAGCCGCCCCAGAGCCUGACGCCCAUCGUCCAGACGGAGUUCAUACCGUGGGCCAUCUCCUACUUCACCCGGCCGGGGAAGCAUCGCUACAGCAGCGCCGAGGGAGCAGCGGAGGAGGGAUUCCAGCGGUUCCCCGUCGACCGGAACUCGGCGGAACUGAGGAAGCGGAGCUCGCGGUACAUGCGGAACGACUUUGUGCGGCGGCAGGCGCGACGCCAUCAGCGGGAGCAGAGCGAUCGGUCCGGUUAUGAGAUGUGCGUGUGGAACCGGAAGACCCAGUUCACGCCCUCCAUCGUCAAGCUGCUGCCGUACGAGCCCCAGAUCGCGGUGGCCUACCGGGAGAAGGUGCUGGCCUACGACUUCCAGUGGAACUCGGUGCGAACGUACGGCUCGGAGGCGAUGGCCGGCACGCCGCACGGCUCCUCCUCGGUCUUCUCGCGGGUCAGCAGCGUGGAGUUCAUCAACGCCCAGGACGAGGCGCUCAAGCUGGUGGCCCACGACGAUGGAGUGGUGCGCGUCUGGCAGUCCUCGCCCGGCGCCCACUCCUCCUCGUCCUCCUCCACCUCCUCGUCGGCGUCGUCCUCCUCCUCGACGGCCGACGAUCCGCCGGCCAAGGCGCGCUUGGUCACCGCCUGGACUGCCCUCAGUCCGGUCCACCAGCAGCAGAACAGCUACCGGCAGCGCAUCAUCGGCUCCGGCGGCGGCAGCAUCGGCAAGGGCAUGGAUGCCAGCAGCCUCAGUUCUAUGUCCAGCGGCAUCGUGACCGCCUGGCAGCAGGCGCAGCAGCACCUGGUGGUGGGCGGCGGCGGCUGUCGGUAUCUGCGGCUGUGGGACGUGGAGCGGGAGCUGCGGCUGAGCGACAUCCCGCUGGGCCGGAGCGAGGCGGGUGCCGCCCGCGUCCUGGCGCCCUACCUGCCCAACAUGCGAUGCGACGUGAUCCUGGCCGGCUGUGACGACGGCUCUGUGCGGCUGUUCGACAAGCGGUGUGCCCCGCAGGAGUCCCGGAUCUGUGUCUAUCGGAGGCACGACGCCCCCAUCCUGCACGCCAGCCUGCGGGCCAACGAGACGGUGCUGGUGUCCGGAUGCACCGACGGCCGGAUCAAUGUGGUCGAUGUGCGGGCCACCUCGUUCCCCUACGGCAUCGAGGAGCGUGUCAUACACAAGUGGAAUGCCGGCAGCGAUGUGACGGCGAUCGCCAGCCACCAGAUCGCGGACACGGUGGCGUGCGGGAAUGCCUUUAAGAUCAGCAUCCAUUCGCUGGACGGCCGGCUGCAGAAGACGCUGCGCACCAACGAGGGCUUCAUCGGGCCCAAGACCGGCCAUCCCACCUGCCUCUCGUUCCAUCCGUACAAGGUGCAGCUGGCGGUGGGCUUCGUGGACAACACAGUGGCCAUUUACAGCCCCACGGGAGCAGUUCUAUAAGCGCUGCGGAAGAUGGAAAACUGACGUCGAUAAGAAUCCCGAUACCUUGGUCAACGCACGCAGGUUCCUCGCGGAACCGCAGAUGCAGUCAGCAGUGGAGCAUGUGCGGAGCAGCACCCGGCUACCGGAACUCC